AUGUCCUCAAUAAAAUACCAUUUUCCCAGUGUUUGCAAGUUGCAACUGUUGCAUAGAUUCUCCUCCUACUUCAAAUUGAAACUCAUCCCAACAUCUAUUCAUUUCAUCCACCACACCACAAAAUGGAUCAUUCAGAAAUCUUCAAUUUUGCUCGAAACUUCUCCGUUAUGGUCAAAAUUCGUGGUCCUGACCCAAAAGGAAUGAAGAUGAGAAAACACGCUUUUCAUCAUUACCGUUCUGGUGAAACAACUCUUUCAGCUUCUGGGUUGCUUGUACCUGAAGCUUUUUGUGAUGCUCAAGUAGCUAAGGGUCUAUAUGGUGAUAACUUUGAGGGUAGGGUAUUGGUUGUGACUGUUGCUUCGGUUGUUGAGCCUUUUUUAUCUCCUCAACAUAGACAGAAUAUUCCUCAGAGUAGGCCUGAUUUGAUUUCUGGUGUUCGGAUUGAUAUUAUGACUGAGAAAACCAACGAAGAAUCUGAUCAAGGAACUCCUUGUUGGCUUGAGGGGCAACUUUUGUCAUUAGUUGAUAUUCCUGCUUCAGCCCUUUGUGUCCAGUCACUCGUUGAAGCAUCUCUAGGCUUGUCAGAGCAUGAAUGGGAUGUUGGUUGGUCUUUGGCAUCUCACAAUAACGAUUCUCAAUCCUCUAAAGAUAACUUUCAAACUCAGCGGAGGUUGGCAUUGGGAGAAUCUGGCAGUGCAAGUCUUAUGUGCAAAUCACUGACUAGAAUGGCCAUUCUUAGUAUUUCUUCAUCUUUCAAGGACUCGCUGAACUAUGAUAAAUCUUCCACGAAUAAAAGGGGUGAUUUUCUUCUGGCAGUUGGAUCUCCUUUUGGAAUCCUCUCACCUACACAUUUCUUUAACAGUUUAUCAGUUGGAUGCAUUGCAAAUUGUUAUCCUCCUAAUUCAUCUGAUGGAUCAUUGCUGAUGAUGGCUGACAUACGCAGUCUUCCUGGAAUGGAAGGCAGUCCAGUUUUCAGUGAGCAUGCAUGUCUUACUGGUGUCCUGAUCAGACCACUGAGGCAGCAGACAAGUGGAGCGGAAAUUCAGCUGGUGAUUCCAUGGGAAGCCAUUGUGAAUGCUGCUAGUGGCUUGCUGCGGAAGUGGCCUCAGAAUACAGUAGAAGGGUCAUGUUAUCAGGAGGGAAACUCUUGUGGUCCAGGAAAGGGACCUUUUAUUGACUACAAUAAAUCAGAAGCUUAUGUACUCUCUAGUAAUAAUCACGAGCAUUUAAAUUUUGGUAACUCUUCACCGUUACCAAUUGAGAAGGCAAUGGCUUCUGUUUGUCUUGUUACUAUUGGUGAUGGAGUAUGGGCAUCUGGGAUUUUGUUAAACAGUCAAGGUCUCAUACUUACGAAUGCUCAUCUGUUAGAACCGUGGAGAUUUGGGAAAACUCAUAUAACUGGCAGAGGAUAUGGAAAUGGAACCAACCCAGAAAAAUUUCCUUCCAUGUUGGAGGGAACUACAUCUCUUGAUAAUAGAGGUGAAAGCAUUCAAACUAGGCAAACACUACCUUCAAAGAUGACAAAUCUUUACCCUUUUGUGGCUGGUGAGCAGGGGAGAUAUAAAUUGAACAAACCUUAUGACAGCCAUAGAAAUAUACGUAUACGCCUUGAUCAUAUCAAGCCUUGGGUUUGGUGCGAUGCUAAAGUAGUGUAUGUUUGUAAAGGACCGUGGGAUGUUGCAUUACUGCAGCUUGAACCAGUUCCAGAUAAUCUUUUGCCUAUUCUAACAAAUUUUUCCAGGCCAUCCACAGGAUCAAAGGCAUAUGUUAUUGGCCAUGGAUUAUUUGGCCCUAAGUGUGGAUUCCUCCCAUCUGUUUGCUCUGGUGUGGUAGCGAAGGUUGUUGAAGCAAAGACUCCUCAAUCUUAUCAGUCCAUUCAACCCGAGCACAUGCAUACCCAAGGCAAUUUCCCAGCAAUGCUUGAAACAACAGCUGCUGUUCAUCCUGGGGCUAGUGGUGGUGCUGUUAUCAAUUCAGAUGGUCACAUGAUUGGUCUGGUUACAAGCAAUGCAAGGCAUGGCGGUGGAUCGAUUAUACCUCAUCUUAAUUUUAGCAUUCCAUCUGCUGCUUUGGCACCUAUCUUCAACUUCGCAAAAGAUAUGCAGGAUUUAUCACUUUUGCAGAUUCUAGACGAACCAAACGAAUACAUUUCAUCUGUUUGGGCAUUGAUGCGGCCAUCAUCUCCCAAGCUCAAUCCAAUGCCUGAUCAACCGCCAUCUCCUUUAAACUAUAAAAGCAAAGAAGAGAAGGGUUCUCAGUUUGCUAAGUUUAUUAAGGAAAGAAAGGGUAUUUUCAAUGACCCUUCCCAUAUUGGAAAGAGUGGAGUGCUUUCUAAAGAUGUUAUUCCUAGUAAGUUAUGAUGUCUGAUGAAUAUCAUUGAAUUUACUUCUGUUGGAUGAGAAAGCAUGGCCAGAAUACAAUGACUUAUGCAUUUCCUUGUGAUCUAUAUUUCUUGGACUUGAAUAUUCUGUUCUGGAUUAUUAUUAAUAGUGAAAAGAAAAUCCAGGAAAUAAAUUUUUGUAAAUCUCUAAAUGAUUGUCUGUACCUUGCUAAAACUCAACCGAUUUUACACAAUUUUUGUAUAUCUGACUUGAUUGCAUUUUUAGAUUACAUUCAAAUAAAUAA
Medicago truncatula (barrel medic) is the source of this 2625-nucleotide messenger RNA. Its product is annotated as glyoxysomal processing protease, glyoxysomal. The record is from RefSeq and is a predicted model, not a curated record. Gene Ontology annotation, cellular component: peroxisome. Gene Ontology annotation, molecular function: serine-type endopeptidase activity. Gene Ontology annotation, biological process: protein processing. The coding region runs from base 123 to 2360 and encodes 745 amino acids. The transcript is spliced from 13 exons. NCBI's taxonomy places the organism in Eukaryota, Viridiplantae, Streptophyta, Magnoliopsida, Fabales, Fabaceae.